Molecule: messenger RNA, 2067 nt
Organism: Daphnia pulicaria
Lineage: Eukaryota; Metazoa; Arthropoda; Branchiopoda; Diplostraca; Daphniidae
Gene: Adss
Product: adenylosuccinate synthetase-like
Exons: 11
Coding region: 280-1650 (456 amino acids)
Biological process (GO): 'de novo' AMP biosynthetic process; IMP metabolic process
Cellular component (GO): cytoplasm
Molecular function (GO): adenylosuccinate synthase activity; GTP binding
Source: RefSeq, a predicted model, not a curated record
CGGGCUUUUACGAAAGUUAUUCCUGUUCGGAUUUGACUAGGGAGUAAGGAGUAGCCACUGUGUUUUAUUUAAACCGACGCAGCAAAGGCCGCGAAACACCACAGCGUCCAGAUUAAGACACAUAUAACCGACUACAGUUUUCGCCACCAAGGUCACUCUAUACGACGACUUAUACACUACAUGGUUUUAUGGUAGUAUCCCGGCAACGGCGUUCGACAAGAAGUGAGUGGCUUGCACUGCCCAUUUCCACCACGACCAGCAACACGUGGGUAGACAAAAAUGGGAGAUACGAAAAAGGAGGCGAAUGGACACAACGAUCAAGAAUCGGAGACGAGAUUAGCAAAACGACCAAGACUUCUUGAAGCUAAUCAAGUGAAAAAUAAGGCUACGGUUAUUUUAGGUGCACAAUGGGGUGACGAAGGAAAAGGAAAAGUGGUCGACAUGCUCGCCGGUGAUGCCGACAUAGUAGCCAGAUGCCAGGGAGGUAACAAUGCUGGUCACACUGUUGUUGUGGGCGACAAAGAAUAUGAUUUUCAUCUGUUGCCCAGUGGUAUCAUUAACCCCAAAUCCAAAUCAAUUAUUGGUAAUGGUGUGGUUGUACACUUGCCCCAAAUGUUUGAAGAACUUCAGAAAAAUGAAGCCAAGGGUCUUACUCAUCUGAGAGACUGUCUCUUAAUUUCUGAUCGAGCACAUUUGGUGUUUGAUUUUCAUCAACAAGCUGAUGGGUUACAAGAGCAAGAAAAAGGUGGCAAGUCCUUGGGAACAACAAAAAAAGGAAUUGGACCAACCUAUUCCUCCAAAGCCACACGUAAUGGAAUCCGCAUCGCCGACUUGUUGGGUGAUUCGCUUAUGUUUGCGGAAAAAUUGCGUACCUUGGUUGCAGCUUACCAACGCAUGUUGCCUGACUUGAAUGUGGAUAUUGAUGCAGAACUCGAAAAAUACAAGGGUUAUGCCGAGCAAGUCCGUCCAUUUGUGGUGGAGACCAUUUCUUAUCUGAAUGGAGCUGUGAAAGCUGGUAAAACAGUCUUGGUCGAAGGUGCUAACGCUGCCAUGUUGGAUAUUGAUUUUGGAACUUAUCCUUAUGUUACCUCAUCAAACUGCAGUGUCGGAGGUGUUUGCACGGGGCUUGGUCUACCUCCGUCACUUAUUGGAGAUGUAUACGGUGUAGUGAAAGCCUACACAACACGCGUAGGAGAUGGUCCUUUCCCCACGGAACAAUUAAACGAAAUUGGAGAAUUGCUUCAAACGCGUGGCGGUGAGAUCGGUGUAACUACAAAGCGGAAAAGGCGUUGUGGGUGGUUGGAUUUAGCGGUGCUGCGCCACACGCAUAUGGUUAACGGCUAUACAGCUAUCGCCCUGACCAAAUUGGAUAUUCUGGAUGUCCUACCAGAGAUCAAAAUUGGUGUCUCGUAUAGUUUGAACGGCAAAGAACUGAACCACUUUCCAACGAGUACCACCGAACUAGCUGCUGUUGAAGUCAACUACAUAACGUUGCCUGGGUGGGAGACGUCCACCGAAGGUAUCAGAACUUUUGAUGAUUUGCCUGAAAAUGCUCGCAAAUAUGUUGAAAUAAUUGAAGAAAAAUUAGAACUGCCAGUGCGGUGGAUCGGUGUAGGAAAGGAUCGAGGCUCUAUGAUUCAACUUUAUUAGUCUGAUGGGAUGUGCAUUAACUAAGGAGGUGUAGGACGGGGCGUCGUAUCUCGGGGUCGGAACAUCUGUCAUUUGGGGAACUUUUUUCAUGUUUACUAACUAUUUCUAACUGUCGACGGUAAGAUACUAGUAGUCGUUGGCGAAUUAUUCUGCCAAAAAAAAAGUGAUUGACGGUCUGUAGGCAUCCGCACAGUCAUCCGUUAUUUUUAAAUCGGAAGUAAUAUCAUCUCCGUUUUUACCUCCUCAGAAAAGCUGUUCAAUUUUUACAUGUGUAACUUUCUUCUAUAUAGGGCAUUACUAAGAACUCUCACCUCAUUCAUAUGUACUACUUUCAAAUCUUCAGUGUUUAUUUCAAUUUCUUGGCAACCUUUUGUAAUCGUGCACGUCCUGUUCACAGUACACACAUCAACCAACCGA